UCGCAUCUACUUCAUAUAUUUAGGAACUGAUAAAAAUACUUCUGGCAAGUUUUAAAUAUUUUAACAGCGUUAAGAAAAUUUUAUUGCAACUCCUAAAGUGACAGCCUAAUCUGCCAGCUGCCCUGAGGACAUAGCUAGUAACCAUAUUUUUGGUAAACCAGCUGUAACCAACCAGUGGUAACAACGGGACGUUCUAAGACUCGGAUUUUGGUGCUUUCCAAGAAAACUUGUGGACAAGUAGUGGUAAAAUGGCGACGAGAAGGUCUACCUCCUCGAUAAAUACAGCCAUCGAUCUACUUGCAACCAGUCCGUGUGAUCCUCUUCGUGAAUUAUUCGAAGCUUGCCGGAAUGGCGAGGUUUCUAAAGUCAAAAAGUUGGUAACUACACAAAAUGUUAACGCCCGUGAUACAGCUGGAAGAAAGUCGUCUCCACUCCACUUCGCCGCAGGCUUUGGUAGGAGAGACGUUGUGGAACAUUUGAUUGCCACUGGGGCCAAUGUUCAUGCUAGAGACGAUGGUGGCUUAAUUCCGCUUCACAAUGCCUGCUCUUUUGGUCACGCAGAAGUUGUUCAACUUCUGCUGAGCGCUGGGGCAGACCCGAAUGCCAGAGACAAUUGGAAUUACACACCCCUGCAUGAGGCUGCAAUCAAAGGAAAAAUUGAUGUUUGCAUAGUCUUACUACAGCAUGGAGCUGAUCACACUGUUCGCAAUGCUGAAGGAAAAAUUCCACUUGAUGUAGCGGAUGCCACAACACGGCCUGUAUUAACUGGCGACUAUCGCAAAGAGGAACUUUUAGAGGCAGCUCGCAGCGGAAACGAAGACAAAAUCCUUUCACUCUUGACGCCUUUGAAUGUAAACUGCCAUGCCAGUGACGGUCGCAAAUCCACUCCAUUACACUUGGCCGCUGGUUAUAACCGAACCCAAAUCGUUCAGCGGCUGCUGCAGCACGGUGCCGACGUCCAGGCCAAAGACAAGGGUGGUUUAGUUCCAUUACACAACGCCUGUUCAUACGGGCAUCACGAAGUGACGGAGCUACUCGUUCGUGCCGGUGCCAACGUUAACGCCACGGAUCUGUGGCAGUUCACUCCCCUGCACGAAGCGGCCUCAAAAGGCCGUCGUGAAGUUUGUUCUUUGCUUCUGGCCCACGGGGCCGAUCCAACCUUGUUGAACUGCCACGCCAAGUCCGCCCUGGACGUUGCCCCUUCGCGGGAACUCCAGGACCUUCUCUCUUAUGAAUUCAAAGGUCAUAGUUUAUUGGAAGCGGCACGGCAAGCAGAUCCAGCUCGCCUCAAGAAAUUUCUGUCUGUGGACGUGAUAAGUUUCAAACAUCCUUACACGGGAGAUACUGCGCUGCAUUGUGCCGUCGCCUCAACGGGAGUCAAACGAAAGCACGUUGUCGAAAUCCUGUUAAAAAAAGGUGCCGCUCCCAAUGAGAAGAACAAAGAGCUUCACGCUCCGCUACACAUUGCCGCCGACAAGGAACAUCUGGAUGUUUUAGAAGCCCUACUACGUCACGGUGCCAAAGUCAAUGUACUGGACGGCCUUGGUCAAACGGCUCUACAUCGCAGCAGUCGAGAAGGGCAAGUGUCUGUGUGUCGACUGUUGCUUCCGUACGGAGCCGAUCCGACGGUUGUCUCUCUUCAGGGUUAUACGGCCGCCCAAGUGGCUACCGAAUCUGUGCAGAAGCUGUUCGCCGAAGAGCCAGCUUUCAGUGCAGCUCCUCCACCAGUCGAUCUCGAAUACCAGUUACUGGAAGCAGCUAAAGCGGGUGAUUUGGAUAAUGUCCGUCGUAUUUUGGGCUCCAAUCCCUCGUCGCAGCUAGUCAAUUGCCGCGACCUCGAUGGGCGACAUUCCACACCGCUUCACUUUGCGGCCGGCUAUAAUCGACUUGCGGUCGUCGAGUUUCUCCUUCAACACGGAGCCGAUGUCCAGGCCAAGGAUAAAGGUGGUCUGGUUCCGCUUCACAAUGCGUGCUCAUACGGGCAUUACGAAGUAACCGAGUUGUUGGUACGUGCGGGGGCCAGUGUUAACGUUUCAGACUUGUGGAAAUUCACGCCGUUGCACGAAGCGGCCGCCAAAGGCAAAUACGACAUCGUCAAAUUGUUAUUGAAGCACGGGGCCGACGCAAGCAAGAAAAACCGAGACGGUCACACGCCUUUGGACCUUGUACGUGACGGCGAUCAAGACAUUGCCGACCUUCUACGCGGUGAUGCCGCAUUGCUUGACGCUGCUAAGAAAGGUCACUUAGCCCGUGUUCACAAACUUGUCACCAGCCAGAACAUCAAUUGCCGCGAUUCGCAAGGUCGCAACUCUACGCCACUCCACCUGGCGGCCGGUUACAAUAAUCUUGACGUGGCGGAAUAUCUACUCGAACACGGAGCUGACGUCAAUGCCCAAGACAAAGGUGGACUCAUCCCUCUGCAUAAUGCCUCUUCAUACGGACACUUGGACGUCGCUGCCCUAUUAAUUAGGUUCAACACGGAAGUAAAUGCGACGGAUCGUUGGGGAUUUACGCCUCUUCACGAAGCGGCCCAGAAAGGCCGCACCCAACUUUGUGCCUUGCUCCUAGCUCACGGAGCCGACCCCCACAUGAAAAAUCAGGAAGGGCAAACGCCAUUGGAUUUGUCGACGGCCGAGGAUGUCAAGUGUUUGUUGCAAGAUGCUAUGACACAGCACCUUCCUCCUACGGCUAGCUCGUUGCCCGUUUCGCCCGUCUUCAAUCCGUCACCUCGGGGAUCGUCCAUUGCCACCGGCUGCUCAUCUGGAAGCAGCGGCAACACUGCCACCACCUCUAGCAAUCCGCCAACCAGUUCAGAUACCCUAGUCCUGCCUUCCGGAAAUGCGGUCGUUAUAGCACCUCCGUGUCCGUCGCCUGGCCUAGCCCCCCUACCUCUCCUAAUGCUGGGUCCGGAUUCGCCCAACUUGGCGACUGCCUCAUCUACCUCUGUGCCUGUUUCAUCCAGCGGAGCUCAGAUCGGCGAUGGCUGCUCUGACAGUGACGUUCCUGAACAGCUUCAGUCCACAACGAGCACCGCUUCCGCCUCCACCAUCGUUUCGUUCCUAUCCAGCCUUGGACUUGAACACUUGCGCGAAAUUUUCGAACGCGAACAGGUGACGAUCGACAUCCUACUCGAAAUGGGUCACGAGGAGCUAAAACAAAUUGGAGUUCACGCGUACGGUCACAGACACAGACUCCUCAAAGGUGUGGAAAAAUUCUACAGUCAGUUGGCCGUUUCGGCGUCUAAUCCGGGAAGCGGUUGGAAUGCAGCUGGAUUGGGACCAUCUGGAAGCUCGUCUUCGUCGUCGCAGACGACGGGCACGAUGCUGAUCGAUUUGAGCACCGAAGAUCAGGAAUAUCUUACGGUGGAGGAGGAGCUUCAAAGCACAAUCCGGGAACACAAGGACAACGGCCAUGCUGGCGGCAUUUUCUCUCGUUAUAACGUUCUUAAGAUUCAAAAAGUUCGCAAUCGUCGAUUAUGGGAACGAUAUUGUCACCGACGUCGGGAAGUAGCCGAUGAAAACGGCGGACAAAGCAACGAACGACUCCUCUUCCAUGGUUCUCCUUUCGUUCACGCCAUCGUUCAGAAGGGAUUCGACGAACGACAUGCCUACAUUGGAGGAAUGUUUGGCGCAGGCAUCUAUUUUGCGGAAAACUCUUCGAAAAGCAACCAAUAUGUUUACGGGAUUGGUGGAGGUACUGGAUGUCCGUCACACAAAGAUCGGUCCUGCUAUUCCUGCCAUCGGCAGUUACUCCUCUGCCGCGUUACCAUUGGCAAGUCCUUCCUGCAGUUUAGUGCCAUGCGUAUGGCACACGCUCCUCCAGGUCAUCAUUCGAUUGUCGGACGUCCGAGCACCGGAGGACUCACUUAUCCGGAAUACGUCGUUUACCGCGGCGAACAGGCUUAUCCGGAAUAUUUAAUAUCAUACCAGAUUGUCCGUCCGCCAGAAGAGCUCACUGACAAAAACUAAUUAACCCGAAAAGCUUUGCUGAUGAUUGACCGUUUCAUUUUAUUAAUUAUUUUUAUUUUUUGCUAAUUUUUUUUCUCGCACUUAAUCUUUCCCCAUUUUCAGAAAAGAAAACGUUCUAUAUCGACCAAAUCUUCAGUGUAAAUUUAUCGAUCUUUUAUUAAAACUGGGUUGGAAAAAAAAAAAAAAAAACUUCGCUGUGAUAUUGUGUAACAAUGGCGUCUCCAAUUUCCCCUGCCGAUUUGCUUGUUUAAGUGGGAAGGGCUUUCUCUGUAUACAUCCUUGUUUUUCGCUACAACCAAUCCUUUUAUUUUUUCACCCCACACGUGUGAAGUGCAACAAGCAAACAACAAAAUAAUAAUAUUUAGACACAACAAUAUUUGCAAACGAGAAGUUGAGCAAACUAAAAAAUGUAAUAACCAAUUUUUGAAAAAAAAAAACGCCGAUUUUGUUUUAUUUUUGCGGUUGCUGUUGUAUUUCGAUUUGUGUCUUUGAUUGGAAUUUAGGGCGUGAUGUUGCUUGAUUAAUGUGUCGAUCUUUUAUCACUUAUUUCUUUAUAUGCCCCUCUGUUUUUCUUCCAACUGAAGUUUCUUUUCGCACUGUGUUUUUUCUCAGAUGUGUCUUUUUUUUUUCUAACGAUGUUUGCCUCUUGUACGAGUGAUGCAAAGGGAUUUUCUUUUGUUUUUAUUCAUAUUAUUAUUCGGUUGGGUCUCUAGAAUGGAUCGAUCAAUAAACCCAUGUGGAAUCCUCUCUAGCUAA
Molecule: messenger RNA, 4724 nt
Organism: Daphnia magna
Lineage: Eukaryota; Metazoa; Arthropoda; Branchiopoda; Diplostraca; Daphniidae
Gene: Tnks
Product: poly [ADP-ribose] polymerase tankyrase-2
Molecular function (GO): NAD+ poly-ADP-ribosyltransferase activity; protein binding
Source: RefSeq, a predicted model, not a curated record